AUGUUGGAACCCGGCCACGAUCUCUACGCUAUUAUUGGGCUUGUCCAGACCGACAAACCGACCGUUGCGAUCAUCAAAACGUCGUACCGACGAGCGGCUCUCAAAGCUCAUCCUGACAAGGGCGGAUCGGACGUUGAGUUCCAGAAGGUGGCGUUUGCGUACGCCGUCUUGUCCGACGAGCACCGUCGAAAGCGCUACGAUACCACCGGGGAGUACACAGAAGGUGUGGAUGGCGAUCUUCAGGACUAUUUCGACCAGGUGUGCAAACGGGGUGUGACCGAGGAGAUGAUCAAGGAGGACAAGAAGGCAUACCAGGGCAGUGAGGAGGAGAGAGACGAUGUUUUGGAGGCCUACGAGGAGUACGAAGGAGAUAUGGAUCUUCUUUUCGAGUCCAUCAUCCACUCUGAGAUUGAGGCUGAUGAGAAGCGGUUCAAGAAGAUGAUUGAUGAAGCAAUUGAGUCUGGAGACGUGAAAAAGUACAAAAAGUACGCCGGCGAGAGUAACAAGAAGACGCAGAAGCGACUCAAGAAGGCCAAGAAGGAAGAAAAAGAGGCCGAGAAGGCAGCCAAGGAGAUUGGACUCAAGAAGGAGGACGGCGAGGCUGGUCUCCAGGCUCUGAUUCUCAAACGACAGAGAGAGCGACAGGGAAACUCGUUUCUGGACAAGCUGGAGGAAAAGUACGCCCCUAAGACCAAGAAGGGUAAGAAAAGAGAGGAGCCCAGUGAAGAGGCCUUUGCCAAGAACCGCAAGUCCAAGAAGUGA
Yarrowia lipolytica CLIB122 is the source of this 762-nucleotide messenger RNA. RefSeq lists its product as uncharacterized. The record is from RefSeq and is a predicted model, not a curated record. NCBI's taxonomy places the organism in Eukaryota, Fungi, Ascomycota, Dipodascomycetes, Dipodascales. Gene Ontology annotation, cellular component: nucleus; cytoplasm. Gene Ontology annotation, molecular function: heat shock protein binding.